Messenger RNA from Leguminivora glycinivorella, 2783 nucleotides. RefSeq names its product zinc finger protein 98-like. The transcript has 15 exons. Lineage: Eukaryota; Metazoa; Arthropoda; Insecta; Lepidoptera; Tortricidae. Gene Ontology annotation, molecular function: DNA-binding transcription factor activity; RNA polymerase II cis-regulatory region sequence-specific DNA binding; zinc ion binding. Gene Ontology annotation, cellular component: nucleus. Gene Ontology annotation, biological process: regulation of transcription by RNA polymerase II. Bases 135 to 2483 code for a protein of 782 amino acids. The record is from RefSeq and is a predicted model, not a curated record.
AAACUCCAUACUGCAGUUGAUUUCAGCCGACACUGAAAUGUCUAAUUGGAUUAAAAGUGUUCUAUUUACAAGAUCCCGAUGAAUUCGAUUAUUGCUUUAUAAAUAAGAAAUUAUAAGUGAAAAGCCUCAUUGAAAUGCGGUGCAGUGUGUCAAACUGUUUCAACGACACAAAACGAACUACCAAAAGCCAUGGGAUAACCAUUCAUUUGUUUCCCAAAGAACCACAUCUCCGGACAGCCUGGAUGGAGGCACUAGGCAUGUCGGACUGGGAGCCAAAAGAGCGCAGCACAAUAUGCUCGGAGCACUUCCGGAAUGACGAUUUUUAUGAGACCCGUUGCGGGCUGCGGAAGAUCAAAAAUGGGGCUGUGCCUGUGUCUGCACAGGAUUUGGCCAAUGACCUAGACGCACCAGCUGCCUUAAGGGUGUGCAGGAUAUGCCUGGCUACUGACUGCAAGAUGUUCAACAUUCGGGAUCACAAGUUGGAGCAGGCCUUCACAGAAGUCAGCGGGAUGACUAUGAGUGAGGAAGAUAAACUGCCACAGCGUCUCUGCUGGGAGUGUGGGCACAGACUGUUGACAGCGGCCAGGUUCAAGAGCAAAGUCCUUAGAGCCCAUGAUCUGCUCACCGGCCUGCCGCACGCAAGUCCAUACAUCACAAUACGCGACAUUCGCUCAAUAAACCGCCGUCAGAACCAACUAAGAUCUCACCUAAUAUAUAAACAUUUUGAUCCCAACGAUUUCCACAUACAUUUAAAUGAAACUGAGGAAGUAGAAGAAAAAGUUCCCCCUAUAGCUGAAGUUGAAAUUAUCAAAAACGAGAAAAAUAAUACUGAACUAUUCUAUCAAGAAUUCGAUAACUAUGAUGAUAAUUUUAAUGAUAAUGAUGAAUAUAAUAAUGAUGCAAGUAUAAUUAAUGAUAAUAACGAAGUUAAUGAAGAUAGUGAUGAUACAGUGUUAAGUGAAGUGCAUGUGAAGAAGAAGCGGAAAGUGAAAAAGGUUAAAGUGAAGAAAAAAGAGAAAAUAGUGAGGAAAAAGGACGAGGAAGAUAAUCCCAUGACUACCAUGGAUAAGUACAAAAACUCUGACGUGAAACGCCGCAAGACAACCGACGGCCUAGACGAAUCACUCUUCACAAUCACAACUCUGAGCUAUGACGAACAAAUCGCAGAGAUACAGAAACGACAGGAGAGCACUAACUACAAGAGCGCGCCUUACAAGUGCGGCGUGUGUUAUAGAGGAUUCCUCGCCCGGGACAGAUAUGACGCGCACGUCGUGAGGCAUAGUGAGCAAUACGGAGCAUACGAGUGUUUCAUAUGCAAGAGCCGGCUCAAGAGCGCGCGAGCGCUGAGGCAGCACCUCACAUCUCUGCACACGGAGAAAUUCAGCUGUAAUGGAUGUCCGUUCGUCACUAGGAACAGGGGAGUCGCGAGAGAGCAUGAAAAAUGGCACGCCGGCACCAAAUACCAAUGUCCUCACUGCCCGAGCGAAUUCGACAAGCUAUCAACAUACAUGGGCCACAUCAGAAUAAAGCACGUGUCAGACUUCGUGUGUGAACUGUGUGGCUACACGUUCGUCAGUAAAAAGGGCAUAGAUCUUCACAAGAAGAAGAAACACCGACUACAAGAUAAGACGGUGGAGUUAGAAGGCCCUUACUGCGAGACGUGCGAGGUGCGUUUCGUUUCAGAAGAGGCUCACGCGCGACAUCUCAAUCUGUCGUCGCGACAUAGCAGCGACAGCGACCCGAAUCGCAUCCGCAACGACUCGCAAAGCAUAAACGCGGAGAAGAACGGGCGCGUGGUCCGCAGAGUGGAGAGGAGGCCCGUCAUCCACGCGCGCGACGGCGAAGAGAGGCAGGACGCCGCCGGGCCCGUCACUUGCGAACAGUGCGGCGUCCAACUACGUGAUCUAAGACUGUACGCGCAGCACUUCCGCCGCGCGCACCCCGACAAGAAUCGAACCAAGUACCCCGCCAUGAAGACACCCUGUAUGUGCGAGCAGUGCGGACGCAUGUUCCAGAGUAUGGCUCUUCUAAAAGACCACAUGUGGGUUCAUACCGGCGAAAAGCGUUUCAAAUGCGACCGGUGCGAGAAGAGCUUCACGCAGAAGAACAACCUGGUGUACCACAUGAGGGUUCAUACCGGCGAAAAGCGUUUCAAAUGCGACCGGUGCGAGAAGAGCUUCACGCAGAGGACCAACCUGGUGUUCCACAUGAGGGUGGUGCACAGCGCCUCCAGGCCGAGCUACGAGUGUCCUUUAUGUGGGAAACACUUCGCCUUCUCCAACAACCGCCGGAAGCACAUGUUUAUCCACACCGGGCUAAAACCCUUCAAGUGCGAAACAUGUGGCAAAUGCUUCACGACCGCUGCCCAGCAACGCGCGCACGUCGAACACGUGCAUUUGAAGAAGCCGUGGCCGAAACGUCAGAGGCAUCGCGAGGCGGAGCCCGCGCCGUGGCAGAAAUGCCUCGACCCUAUGGAAGACUAGACCUAUGAUCUAUCAUAGAGGAAUAAGUAUGGGAAGAGUUGUAACUCCAUACAUCAGUAAAUGCGAGUUAUUUGUAGUGACAUCUAGCGUCAUCCACGCGUCAAAUAGCGUAAAUUAUCAGUACUGCUACUUGUCAAUAGAUGUCGCGACGAAUGAAAAGUCUAAUGCACAACACUUUUUAGCUAAUAUUACAAUAGUAUUAAGCAGUAUUCUGUUUUCACUUCCUUCUGCUUGUAAUAUAAGUUGUAAACUGUUUUAAUGUUAUUUUUUUGGCAGACGAGACUCUGUUGACACCUAGUG